Messenger RNA from Aureobasidium vineae, 1713 nucleotides. The record is from the annotation of a GenBank genome assembly. Lineage: Eukaryota; Fungi; Ascomycota; Dothideomycetes; Dothideales; Saccotheciaceae.
AUGUCUGGCCGCUUCGUUAGAGCGUCAAAGUACCGACACGUCUUCGGGCAGUCGACCAAGAAGGAGCAAUGCUACGACAACCUCCGCAUCUCUAAGAAUGCUUGGGACACGAACCUGAUCAAGGCCAACCCCAAGUACCUUUCGGUCAAUUGGGAGGCCAGCGGUGGCGGCGCCUUUGCUGUCAUUCCUGUCGACGAGCGUGGAAAGCUGCCCGAUGUCAUGCCCCUUUUCCGUGGCCACACGGCUGCUGUCCCCGAAGACUUUACUCUGCACACCGACGCCGAUGAGCCCACCGACGUCAGUCCCGUGCACAAGCUGUCUGGCCAUACCCGUUCUUCAGGCGACUGCACCGUCAAGUUGUGGGAUCUCGCCUCAAACAACCCUCGGCUUGCUCUCAAGCACAAUGACAUUGUCCAGUCCUUGUCAUGGUCCGCCGACGGCGGCAUGCUUGUAACCACCUGCCGCGACAAGAAGAUUCGUUUUUGGGAUGUAAGACAAGAAAGACCGGCACACGAGGUUCAGGGACACCCUGGCGCAAAGAACAGUAGAGCAGUAUGGAUGGGCGAACAUGACCGUGUGGCCACGACCGGCUUCUCGCGCAUGAGCGACCGUCAACUUGGUCUGUGGGAUGUGCGCAACCCGAAAGAGCCCAUUGGUGGCUUCUCCAUUCUUGACUCCAUCAGUGGUGUCUGCAUGCCCUUCUGGGACGACGGCACUCAGAUGCUGUACCUUGCUGGCAAAGGUGAUGGAAACAUUCGCUACUAUGAGUACGAGAACGACAAGUUCGAGUAUCUCUCCGAGUACAAGUCGGCCGACCCUCAACGCGGUGUUGCCUUCGUGCCCAAGCGUGGUGUCAACUUGCACCAGAACGAGGUCAUGCGUGCCUACAAGACUGUCAACGAGAACUUGAUUGAGCCCAUCUCAUUCAUUGUUCCUCGCCGUGCAGAGGUCUUCCAAAACGACAUCUACCCUCCCGCCACUGGUAGCAAGCCUUCCAUGUCUAGCGAGGACUGGUUCUCGGGCAAGGAAGCUGCCCUACCACCAAAGAUUUCUCUUGAGAGUCUGUACGAGGGUGAGACUCCGGUCGAGAUUCCUGCUGAAAAGGCCCCUUCUACUACUCAAGUCAAGAACACUCCUGCUCCCGGUUCAAUGUCCUCCUCUUCUGCUCCAACCCAUAUUCCUGCCUCGCCUGCAAAGUCUGAACCCACACCUGCUCCCGUCAACAGAGGAUCUAUGCAGGAGAAUCAAGCCAGCAUGUCUGCUAUGGCUGAUAGAUUCGCCGAUAAGGAUGAAGUAACUCAAUCGAGGGGCAAUGCCAAUGAUGCGUUUGAUGAAGUACCCAAGCCUGUACAACGUCCCACCUCAACCAUUGCCACCAAGCAAGAGGAGAAGACUGGUGUCCGCACACCCCCACAAGUCCACACUCCUACGACCACCACCACAUCUGCUCCGGCUCCUGAGCCCGUCGCUGAGCCCAAGACCAACGACAUCAAGUCGCCAGUAGCCGAGACCCCCAAGCCUACACCCGCCAGUGUGGAGCCUCCUACUACAGCUGCAGGCGCAGCGAAGGGAGCAGCUGAAGGUAUCAAGGGCGCUCUGUCUGAAAUUAGAGGUCUGCUGGUGCAACAAGCUCAGGACAUGGCAGCACAGGCCGAACGUAUCGAGAGCCUGACAAAAGAGGUUGCCAGUCUCAAGAGUCGUUUGGAAGGUUAA